CUUUUGCAGUUGCUGUAAGUUUACGAUACAACGCGGUGUACGUUCGUUGCUUAAAUCUUUUGUUUCGUUUCUUUUGUCGUUUGUUCAACCGUUGUACUCUCGCAGUGACAGUUACAAACUCAACAGCCAUCAUCUUAACAUACAAAUAACAAUUUAUUAUGCGUGCGACUAUAGGAAAUUAUAUGCAUUGAACAGUUAAAUAUAAAAUGAAACUCUUCAUAUUGGCCGGCGUUUUAGCUUUAGCUUAUUUCACCACUGCCGAAGAUAAAUACACAACUAAAUAUGACAAUAUUGACGUUGAUGAAAUAUUGAAGUCAGAUCGUUUAUUCAAUAAUUAUUUCAAAUGUUUGAUUGAAACGGGCAAGUGUACACCAGAGGGACGAGAACUAAAGAAGACGCUUCCAGAUGCACUGAAAACUGAAUGCAGCAAAUGUAGUGAAAAACAGAAACAAAAUACUGACAAAGUUAUACGUUAUGUCAUUGAUAACAAACCCGAAGAAUGGAAGCAACUGCAAGCUAAGUAUGACCCUGAGGGUAUAUAUGCAGCCAAAUAUAAGAAAGAAGCAGAGAAACAAGGAAUCACAAUUUAAAUCACCUUAACAAUUCAUAAUAUAUAUGACUAAUACAUAUUGUAAAUAGUUUUGUCAGUACAUAUUUGUAGAUAAGCACAUCUUUGUACACACAUGUACUAGUGUAAGCGCUGACAUAUGUGUAAAUAAAUAAAUAAUAUUUCUGGGAAUAGACAUUUAUA
Molecule: messenger RNA, 751 nt
Organism: Bactrocera tryoni
Lineage: Eukaryota; Metazoa; Arthropoda; Insecta; Diptera; Tephritidae
Gene: EbpIII
Product: ejaculatory bulb-specific protein 3
Exons: 3
Coding region: 207-590 (127 amino acids)
Source: RefSeq, a predicted model, not a curated record